AUGGCCACGACCGCCCUCCGGCCGCGCGGGAUGUCCCUGAAGGCCUUCCUCAAGGCCUCGCACUUCUCGCUGGGGCCUGACCCGCGGCUGCACCAGGGCGCCAUGCACAGCAGGUCUCACCAGGACUACCCCGCCUACCCUACCGCCAACCCGGAGCAGCCGAGCGCGCCGCCGCCGCGCGUGCCGCUCUCCCAACAGGACUCGCGCUGGGCGUCCGAGUCGCUUGUGUCCGAGGCGCACCGCGCGUUCACGCCGCCGACUCAGGAGGUGCGGGAGUUCGCGCGCAGGCACACGCUCGCCAUGCAGGCCAGCAAUGUGCGCUUGGAGGCGGACGCGCGCACCGGCCUCGGCUUCUCCCUCGCGCGCGCCGUCUACGGCUGGCCCGAGCUGCCGCCGCGCUCCCUGGAGCAGAUCCGCGGCGCGCGCCUCAUCUUCGACCGCGACUCGCUCCCACCGGGCGACAGGGACAAGCUACGCAUCCCAUCCACCACGCACCAAGCUCACUUUCCGCCUUAUGACGCGUGCCCGCCGCCCCGCGCGCCGAGCACCCACCUGGGGGGGCCCAACACACUCAGGUGGAACUACAGAGGAAAGCAAGAGACCUCUUACCUGCAUCAGUUCCAGGCCCUUCCAGGCCCACCUGCCUUGAUGUGUAAGAGGGCCUGCUCCUCUGUGCACCUGGGAGACUGCAAGAUUGAGUAUGGAGCCAUGUGCUCAGAGCUGAAACAGACCCACACACCGCAGAGGCUGCUCCCAGACAGGUAUGACAAGGCCCAGGCUGCCACCCGAAUCCACUAUGUGAACAUCCGUCCUGGAGAUGGUGUCUUUCACAACAGGACCACCGUGACCGAACAUUUCUACCCUAAGAAGCCAGAGCCAUUUGUUCUCCACCACGAUCAGACCCCAGAGUCGCACAUCCUGAAAGGAAACUGGUGUCCCGGUCCAGGCAGCCUUGACACUUCCAGGCAGUAUUUCUAUGGCAAGCCGCCACCUGUGACCCAGCCACCCAGCCGCCACGUGGCUCAUGAGAAACUGCAGAGUCACAUUACCCUAGGAGAGGCAAAGCUGCUCGGACACUUCUUCCGGACCACCAUGGGCUCGGACUACUGCCCUUUAGACGUGGGGCAACCUCAGAAAGCACUCAACCUCCACUUGGCCUCCGGCAACCUGCCGCAGGGCACCGGCGAUCUAGAUUUUUUAACCACGAACCAGAAGAUGCUGAAGCCGCACGGAGCGACUCGAGCCUCCAUGACUCCAGAGUUGCUGUGGCGGUGCAAGUACAGCCACGUGGAGCCCCCACUGGGUGGACAAUGCUUCUUCUCAACCCACUACCAGGACGAGUUUCCUUUCAAGUACCAAGAGCCAGCAGUACUGAGAGUGAGAAAUGCCCAGGAGAGCCAUUUGCCUCUUGGGACGCUUCGCCAGUGGGGCUGUGGGGGCGGGAAGGUAGACCUUUGGGCACCCCAGGCCCCUUUGUACCCAUGCCCCAGCAAGCAAUAA
Castor canadensis (American beaver) is the source of this 1500-nucleotide messenger RNA. It is a transcript of the gene Saxo5, whose product is annotated as stabilizer of axonemal microtubules 5. The record is from RefSeq and is a predicted model, not a curated record. Lineage: Eukaryota; Metazoa; Chordata; Mammalia; Rodentia; Castoridae.